Onychomys torridus (southern grasshopper mouse) is the source of this 2383-nucleotide messenger RNA. Its product is annotated as zinc finger protein 431-like. The transcript is spliced from 5 exons. Bases 313 to 1908 code for a protein of 531 amino acids. Gene Ontology annotation, biological process: regulation of transcription by RNA polymerase II; central nervous system development. Gene Ontology annotation, cellular component: nucleus. Lineage: Eukaryota; Metazoa; Chordata; Mammalia; Rodentia; Cricetidae. The record is from RefSeq and is a predicted model, not a curated record. Gene Ontology annotation, molecular function: DNA-binding transcription factor activity, RNA polymerase II-specific; RNA polymerase II cis-regulatory region sequence-specific DNA binding.
AGGAAGUCGGAAGUUGCCGCUUGCGCUGCACCUUGGGCUGGAUUGUGUGGAGAGCUGGGUCAGCUGGGUAGCCCCACCAUGGUCUGCAUCACAUCAGAGUUCUAAACUUGCCAGUUUGAGUCACAUAGUGGGCUGUCCAUUGCAGAACAGGAAAAGGAUUUGUGUGUGGAGCAUGGCCUCUCCCUUCAGAACAGAAGAGGAGGAGCAGUGUACUGUGUACACUGCAGGGGGAAACAGACUUGACAAUAGCUAGUCCCAGACUGAAGUUGAAGGCAGUGAGCUGCAGGUAUCUCCAUUACAAAGAAGGACCUGAUGGGACAGAAUGCAGUGACCUAUGAUGAUGUGCAUGUGAACUUUACUCAAGAAGAGUGGGCUUUGCUGGAUCCUUCUCAAAAGAAUCUCUACAAAGAUGUGAUGCUGGAGACCUACUGGAACCUCACUACUAUAGGCUACAAUUGGGAAGACCAUAACAUUGAAGAACAUUGUGAAAUUUCUAGAAGACACAGAAGACACAAAAGAAAUUAUACUGGAGAGAAACCCCAUGAAGUUAUUCAAUAUGGUGAAGCCAUUGCACAUCAGAGUACUCUAAAAAUACAUAAAGGAACUCAUAUUGGAGAGAAACACUAUGAAUGUAAUCAGUAUGGUAAAGCCUUUGCAAGUCAUGGUCAUCUCCAAAUACAGGAAAGAACACACACUGGAGAGGAACCAUUUGAACAUAAUCAAGGUGGUACAGCCUUUGUUAGUCACAGUAGUCUCCAAAUACAUAAAAGAACACAUAUUGGAGAGAAGCCCUAUGAAUGUAAUCAAUGUGGGAAAACCUUUGGAAGUCACAGUAGUCUCAAAAUACAUAAAAGAACACAUACUGGUGAGAAACCCUAUGAAUGUAAUCAGUGUGGUAAAGCCUUUGCAUAUCGCUGUACUCUCCAAAAACAUAAAAGAUUACAUACAGGAGAUAAACCAUAUGAAUGUAAUCAAUGUGAUAAAGCCUUUGCCCAAAUCAAUAAUCUUCAAAUGCAUAAAAGAACACAUACUGGAGAGAAACCCUAUGAAUGUAAUCAGUGUGGUAAAGCCUUUGCAUAUCAUAGUUAUCUACAAAUCCAUAAAAGAACACAUACUGGAGAGAAACCCUAUGAAUGCACUCAAUGUGGUAGAGCCUUUGCAUUUUACAGUAAUCUCCAAAUACAUAAAAGAAGACAUACUGGAGAAAAACCGUAUGAAUGUAAUCAAUGUGGUAAAGCCUUUGCUGAACAGAGUCUUCUUCAAAUGCAUAAAAGAACACAUACUGGAGAGAAACCCUAUGAAUGUAACCAAUGUGGUAAAGCCUUUGCAAGUCACAGUCAUCUCCAAAGACAUAAAAGAACACAUACUGGAGAGAAACCCUAUGAAUGUAAUCAAUGUGGUAAAGCCUUUGCAAGUCAUGGUCAUCUCCAAGGACAUAAAAGAACACAUACUGGAGAGAAACCCUAUGAAUGUAAUCAGUGUGAUAAAGCCUUUGCAUUUUACAGUAAUCUCCGAAUACAUAAAAGAAGACAUACUGGAGAGAAACCCUAUGUAUGUAAUCAAUGUGGUAAAGCCUUUGCUGAACAAAGUCCUCUUCAAAUGCAUAAAAGAACACAUACUGGAGAGAAGCCCCAUGAAUGUCCUCAAUGUGGUAAAGCCUUUUCACAACUCACUAAUCUUCAAAUGCAUAAAAGAACACAUACUGGAGAGAAACCCUAUGAAUGUAAUCAAUGUGGUAAAGCCUUUUCACAACACAGUCAUCUUCAAAUGCAUGAGAGAACACAUACUGGAGAGAAACCCUAUGAAUGUAAACAAUGUGGUAAAUCUUUUGCACAUCAGAGUACUCUCCAAAAACAUAAAAGAUUACAUACUGUAGAGAAACCCUAUGAAUGUAAUCAAUGUGGUUAAGACUUUUCACAACUCAAUAAUCUUCAGACACAUACUAUGGAGAAGUCCUAUGAAUGUAUUCAAUGUGGUAAAUGCCUUGCAUGUAUCAGAAAUCUAAAUCAUGAGAAAAAAAAAACAUAUUACAGAGAAACCCUAUAAUUGUAGUCAGUGAGGUAAUGUUUUGCAUUUCAUGAUAGUCUUUAUACAAGAGUAAAUUUUUAGUUUGCAACCAAUUUGUUAAUAUCACAGUAAUCUUUGAGGAUCUGAAACACUAAUAUCAGAGGGAAUAUGAUGAUAAAAAAUUUGGUAAAAUUUUUAGCCAACACACUUUUAUUCAGUUAAAAAUAUUAUUUAUUCUGAACAAGAAAAAAAAUCUGACAAUAUCAACAGUCUUGUCUAGCCUAAUAAUGUCCAUUUUUUUACUUUGUUCACACCUUCAAGCUUAUAUGAACAAAAGCCCUACUGAUUUAAAAAAUAAAGUAACUCUUAGAUUUCA